Colletotrichum scovillei is the source of this 3038-nucleotide messenger RNA. Its product is annotated as glycosyl transferase group 1. Bases 602 to 2722 code for a protein of 706 amino acids. Gene Ontology annotation, molecular function: glycosyltransferase activity. Lineage: Eukaryota; Fungi; Ascomycota; Sordariomycetes; Glomerellales; Glomerellaceae. The transcript is spliced from 5 exons. The record is from RefSeq and is a predicted model, not a curated record.
CUCUGACAACGUCUUCUCCUGUCCGAAGGCGCAGAUACGGCAGGAAUCGUCCCACGGUGGCUUCCCCAACCCGGUCAACCUCUUUGGCAACCUGACCUCCUCCUGCCUUUCCGACCUCCCGAGGUCGUCUCGUCGUGCCUUCCCGUGUUUCUCUUCGCUUCAGUUGCUUCCCAGUCCGGCAGCUGCUUCCCAAUUGAUCCUUCCCAUUGAUGUUCGUCUACCUACCAGCAUCCCGUGUCCCUUCUGCCCCCUCCUUCCCCCAGCCUGCCUGACACGCCUCCCACGCCUGCCACGCUUGCCAUGCCUCCCUCACUUUUGACCGUGUUGCCCACGUUACCUCAUUCGCUUCCAUACCUACCUUCCUCCAGCCUGCCUCAUCACAAAACUCUGCCCUCCCCUCGCAUCGAAAAUUUCUCUCCCUGCUUCACUUCUUCUCUCCGUCAACAAUCCAUCUCUCAAGUCUACCGCUCAGUAAGGUAGACGAUUGUGCUCAGCACACCCCAGACUCUGCCCUACGAGAGGCAUCGAUUCCAUCAACGACACUUCCCUUACUUACUCGAUACCACACCCCAUAGCUCAAUCUCGCCAAACACCGCCCGUCAUGGUGAACCCUAAGCAGCCGGGUCGCCAGUUCUCACUGGGAGCUUCCGCUCACCGCAGGAGACAGAUGAGCAACAUGCACGAGCAAGGCAAUCAUUUUGGUCCAGCUUUGACUACCCUUUACUGCGGUAUCUCUGCCGUUUUCGCCGACUCCCACACUGCUGUGGUUGCCCUUGCGAUCCAUGACACUGUCUACCUUCUGGACUUCACAGUCAAGCAUAUCAACCUUGACGAUAGCUCCCAGACCGGCAACGAUGCCAUUGCCGACUAUGUCAUCAAUACUCUUGAAGACUAUGAGCAUGCCAACUUUUCCAAGUUCAUUGGCGCCGGUCUGCCCAUGACCCUCAAGUACAUGAGCCAGACUCUGUGCUCCCGUCUUUGGCUCGAGCUCGACAUCGUCCCCGUUGUCUUGCGCCCUGACGAUGAGCACAAGGAGAAGAGCUUCUGGGACAUCAAGCGCGUUGACGAGCAGGCCGAUUCCAUGGCCCGCAAGUGCAUCAUGAAUUUCGGUCCCUCCCUCGUUCCUCUUCUCCAGGUUGGCUGGAGAGGUGUCGUCCAGACCGACGCGGGCUUCCGUGUGCAGCUCAACACGAUCCAGAACCACAAGGAUACCUGCGGUGCUCCGACUUGGGAUGCCACCAUGUUCUUUGCCAAGCUGCUUCGCGAGAACAAGACCAAGAUUGCCUUCUUCAGCAGUACCCCUCAAGGUGGUGGAGUCGCCUUGAUGCGACAUGCUCUCGUCAGGUUUGCUCGAACUAUUGGUGUCGACCUGACCUGGUAUGUGCCCAAGCCAAGGCCCGGCGUCUUCAGGGUGACCAAGAAUAUCCACAACAUCCUCCAGGGCGUCAGCCACCCCGAUCAGCGCAUCUCGGCUGAGGAGAAGCAGUCCAUUAUCGACUGGAUUACGGAUAAUGCCAAUCGCUACUGGCUUUCUGAGGGAGGUCCUCUGCGACCCCCCGAAGAGGGCGGAGCCGACGUUGUCAUGAUUGAUGACCCGCAAAUGCCUGGCUUGAUUCCCCUGAUCAAGAAGAUUACGCCGGAUCGUCCUGUCCUCUACAGAUCCCACAUCCAGAUUCGCAGCGACCUUACUGGAAAGGCUGGUUCCCCUCAGGAGGACAUCUGGAACUUCCUGUGGAGCAACAUUCAGCAUGCCGACAUGUUCAUCAGCCAUCCUAUUCCCAUCUUCGUUCCGCACAACGUGCCUCGCGAGAAGGUGGUCUACCUCCCGGCCACCACUGAUUGGCUCGACGGUCUGAACAAGCCUCUUAACAGGUGGGAUACUGGCUACUAUGGCCACAUCUACAACACUGCCUGCCGUAACCAGGGAAUGACUGAGCUAGAGUGGCCUGCGCGCAAGUACAUCAUCCAGGUGGCUCGCUUCGACCCGUCCAAGGGCAUCCCCACCGUGAUUGACUCUUAUGCCGAAUUCCGGCGUCUGUUGGAGGAGAAGGGCGAGACGGACAUCCCUCAGCUCGUUGUCUGUGGCAAUGGCUCAGUCGAUGACCCUGACGCGAGCAUGAUCUACGAUCAGACUAUGAAUCAGCUCGAGAAGCAUUAUCCUCACCUCGUCAAGGACUGCAGCAUCAUGCGCCUCGAGCCCAACGACCAGCUCCUCAACACCGUCAUCGCCAAUGCUCACGUUGUUCUUCAGCUCUCUACCCGCGAGGGUUUUGAGGUCAAGGUUUCGGAGGCGCUGCACGCUGGCCGCCCGGUCAUUGCGACUCUUGCUGGCGGUAUUCCGCUUCAGGUCAAGGAUAACGUCAACGGCUUCUUGGUCAAGCCCGGCGACUACAAGGCCGUUGCAGGUCACCUGUUGAACCUCUUCACCGAUGCUGACCUGCACAAGAAGAUGAGCCACGCCGCCGCCACUGGUGUGAGCGAUGAGGUCGGCACUGUCGGCAAUGCUCUGGGCUGGUUCUACCUUGCCGCCAAGUGGGCCGAAGUCGGUGUCAAGCCUGGCCUGCGCGGCGAUGAGCGCUGGGUCAAUGACAUGGCUCGCGAGGAGGCCGGCAAGCCUUACAGCGACAACGAGAACCGUCUGCCUCGUCACUUUACUGAGAAGAAGGAGAUUCCCGUCGUCUCUGGAAAGACUAAUGGCCAGAACGGUGACGACGGCCACUAAGUGCUUGGAGCUGAUCUCGUGCGAAUGAACGUAUUAUGAGGUUGUGACAUGUUGCGGCUAGGACUUGGGUCGCUAAGAAAUUAUGGUAUCGUGGAAAGAAAAAACGGUGGUUCUCGGGGUCUUUCAUAGACUGAGAUGUAUGGUUGAUAAAUGGCUUUCUUCGUCAGUAGUCGAAUUGAUAUCCUCACUUUAGUGCAACUUUAGCGUUUGAAACUGCAGAUGUUAUCUUUGACUGAUGGCGGGAGGCGAGAGAUAAUCGUAGAGAUGGUGUGAAGAUGGGGGAUGAAAUGUUUCGAUGAGGACAAUUGUGUUGGGG